AUGAGAGCGUUAGAGUGGCUAAGACCUAUUGUAGAGACGAUGGCAUGGGACUACUGCAUUGCUUGGCAAUUUAGUGAUGAUCCUUCUAGGUACAUUGAGUGGACUGGUUGUUGUUGUAAUGGUAGCCAAGGUGUUUGUAGAAAUGUCAAAGAGGAAAUUGAUGCAACAAAGCAACAUUUUCCUCAAUUAUGCAGAGAUACUUACAUCAAACACUCUUUGAAGACAAAAGCUUGCGAGAAACUAGCUAAGAUUCCUUUUCAUUUGCCACUCUAUUCUGGGAUCCAUGGAGAAGUUGCAAUGUCGGCUCAACCAGCUUGGAUUCAUGAUACCCUUGGAACCCAAGUUUUGAUUCCUUUUAAUGGUGGUCUGAUUGAGCUCUACACAUCCAGACAAGUCCCGAGAGAUGAAAUCAUGAUAGAGAUGCUUACGACACAAUUCAAUACCUUUUCUGCACAACACAUUUUGAACCCAAAAAUUGAAGCAUCACCAAAUGUUUCAUACCCAUGGAGUGAAAAUUCAUCACUUGUUUCAGUGGAUUCAACUCAAGUUUCACCAACUCAAUCAGAUGUUAAUCAACCAAUAAACCUGUUGGGCUAUGAUAUUUCUGGGGAAGCAAAAGAAUAG
Lactuca virosa is the source of this 624-nucleotide messenger RNA. The record is from the annotation of a GenBank genome assembly. Lineage: Eukaryota; Viridiplantae; Streptophyta; Magnoliopsida; Asterales; Asteraceae.